Molecule: messenger RNA, 1653 nt
Organism: Hemiscyllium ocellatum (epaulette shark)
Lineage: Eukaryota; Metazoa; Chordata; Chondrichthyes; Orectolobiformes; Hemiscylliidae
Gene: drc2
Product: coiled-coil domain containing 65
Exons: 9
Coding region: 96-1577 (493 amino acids)
Biological process (GO): cilium-dependent cell motility; axonemal dynein complex assembly; regulation of cilium movement
Cellular component (GO): axoneme; axonemal dynein complex
Source: RefSeq, a predicted model, not a curated record
UUGGACAGCCGAGUGUGUAGUCUCCCCGGGGACUGCUGCGAGACGAAGAAUCGGAGGAUCGAGGAGGACAGGGGUGAUCCACAGAUUGAAUCACAAUGCCGAAGAAAUCUAAAAAAGCGACCAAAAUGACCGAGGAGGAGCAACUGCUGUACAUGCAGCAGAAAAUGCUGGAGGAGGAAGAGAGGCAAAAAAAGAAAGAGGAUAUGCUGAAUCAAUUCUUAAAGGAUAAACUGUCCAAGGAAGAGCACAACACCUGGCUGAACACGCUGAAGCUAAAUGAGAAGUGGCGCACUGUGAUGCGGGAGGCAAAAGCUGCAGAACUCCGGAAGGACAUUGAGAUCCUGAGCCAAACCUUUGAAAGAAUUGUGGACCGGAAAGAUGGUGUGAUCAGGGCUUUAACAAAAGAUUUAGAAGAGGCAGAGGAACAGUAUGCAACAGCCCUGCGGAACCAUGUUCAGAACGUGGAUAAGCUGGUGGAUCUGCAACGCAGUCGACUCACCAUAAUAGAGAAUGAGUUUGAGGCAGAGUUGGUGUCACUGAAAGAAGAGUUUGAUGCCGAGAGAAAGCAGAUGAUUGUGCAGCAUGAGCAAGAGAUGACCAAUCUGGAGGAUAUCAUGUAUGCUAUGGACCAGAUCUUUGGUGAAGUUGCAAACGAAGCACGACAAGAAUUCAACAGCACAAGGGAUGACCUCAAAAACAAGAGUCUGGAGGAGAAGCAUUCACUCCGAGUUAAUCUGGAGGGAUUAGUGGAAGAUUUGUGGCUGCAGUUUCAACAUGCAUUGAAGAACUAUAUUGACUCAACUGAAGAUCGAAAAAUUGCAUUUGAAACACUGAAAGCACGAGAUGAAAAGAGUGCAAAAGAGAUUGAAAUGCAGAUGAGAAAGCUGCAGAAGAUGCAAGAUACAAUAGCAACACUGAAGGUCAAGAUAGCAGUUAAUUCACGAAAGUGUGAGGCACAGAACAAAAAAUUACGGGACGAAAAGGAAACAAUCAAGCAGCAUUUCCUGAUGCAGAAAAGCCAGAUGAAUUACCUCCGAGCAUGUGAGCACGAGCGACUCGUCAAACUGACCGUGGAGAGUAAUGCUGCCAUCAAAACACUGAAGGAUAUUUGUGAUAAGGGUGAGCACGUACUGAAGAUGGCAGAAAUGUGCAGGAAACUGGAAACAGAAGAAGAGAAAGUUCUCCCAUUCUAUGCCUCCUCUCUGACUCCAGAAGAAGAGAAAAAAGUUGAGCAUUUGAUGAUGGUGAAGCCAUGUGAAGAGCUUGCUGAGGCAAUGAUGGACUAUGUGACUCUGGAACAAUUCUGGAAGCGUUAUAAUAAGGUUCAGUUGGACCAGAUUGUCUUGCAGAAAGAGAAACAUACCUUGCUGCAGGAGAACAGACGUCUCCGGCAACUUCUGAAACAGUACUUAGAUGGAAUCUCUGUCAAUGAGGAAAUCCUAUCAAAUCUGAACCCUCUCAUUGUUAUCAACAACAAAACAAAUGUGAAAAUGAAUAUGCCUGUGACAGAACAUGCAGCCUCAAAGCUGGUUUACAAUGUGACUGAGGCUGCACACAUCAUUAAUCACACAGUCUAAUAAUCACUUAAAUUUAUGUCUCAAUGUCUUCUGUUUGUCUUUUAUCAUAGAAUCAUAGAAUCCCUACAGUGUGGAA